AUGACUCGACACGUCUUUACCGAACAAGAAGUGCGGCUCGCAGCAGAACGACGAAUGAAAUACAUUGGUGCAGCUAAAAUCAGCAUCUGCCAGAUUCAAUUCGAACCUCCCUUACCACGGGACCUGGACCCUAAGAAUUUGGACCGGCUACGAAACAUCUUCCGAAAGAAUCGUUGUCGCCGCCUAGAUGUCCAAAACCAUGUUCCAGCAACCGUGUCUCGACAUAAUCUCGCAGAAGCAUUGCAGAAGGCGAAUGUUCCCCAGGAAGCCUUGCUGACAACCGAAGGCCGGCAAAUUCUUCGACUGGAAUUUAGAGCGGGGCAACUUCGGGGUCUCCAUGGCCGUCAUCGUGUACAAGCGGGUGUUGAGGUACUUCCUCCGGCGGAUCGCUGGUGGACGGUUGAUCUCUACACAGACGACAUCGACCGAGAAUUGAGAGCGGCGUUGGUGGAUGAAUAUUCCAAUCAGAAGAAACCGACUGAUGGGGAAGUCUAUCGCAAGAUCAGACAGUAUGAGGGCGAGGGCAAUGAAGCUUUUCGAGAGCGUUGGUUCGUGAGACUAUCGCCCAGCAAUCAAGAGCGCUUGGAUCAACUUGACAAUAAAAAGAACCGUCGCCUCCGGCAUGCAUUUGACCGAUUGUUGGCGAUUCCCGGGCUUUGGCCGGGUGGGAUGAGAAUCAGCCUCCUUCAUCGAUUGAUCGCUUCGGGCUGCAUUGAGGAGAUAGGAACCUAUUUCGAUCACAUCUUGGACUUCUGGUCUUCUCUGGUGGGAUCGGAUCGGCGUCUGAUGAAGAAAAUCGAUCAAGACACGGUUCACACCCUGCAGUUACUGGCACCAGGUAAAUCACACGCUGAUGAAAGGGAGGCAUGCGGGCUGGUUCUCAGUGGACUUGUGUUUGCCGAAUUCAGUGCUGAUGAGCGAAAUGCUAUAUGCGCCAAAAUGAAAGAUUUUGAUGGUCUCAUCCCGUCCUUAUACACUUUCUUUGAGGAUUUCAAGUAUCUAGAGAGUUGCGCUCAAUGCCUGAAGCGGCUUUUGGGUCCAUCACCCCGAUCUGUGAGGGAAGGCAUGAGCUCGAUCUUUGAUCCAGACUCGGAGCCUGAGAAAGAUCACCGAGAGAAAGGGAAGUGUAUCAUUCAGACCUCAAAGUCUACCUUCCGACGCCUUCAUGCGCCCGAGACGGAAUGCCUCGAGACAGGAUACCAACAGUUAUGGCUGUAUGCUAUGCGGCAUUAUCCACUGAUGCCCCCGGACCCCAAGAACUCUGAUGAUCUGUUGGCCAACCCCACUCGCGCUAAGCCGGACCCGCGCGCGAUCUACGACAUGGCCCAUCUAGCUCACCGGCUCGGCUUUAGGUCCCCAGAAAUUGAUGGGCUGCUGAACAGUUCUCCGGAUCACCAAAUUGCACGAUCGGCCCUUCUCCAGGCCCGGAAGCCAGGCCGGUAUAGAUACGAUGACCAGCACUUUGAUAUUCUGGUGCGCCGGAUUGUAGAGUGUUUUACUGAAGCUGUGCCCGAUCGGCCCGGUCCCCCGCGAGAUCUUUUGGCAGACAGCACCGUCAAGACGCACGCUCGCUCUGGGGUUCCGCAAACCCGCACCCAUGUUCAAGAUGCCCCUUUGUUAUUCUUAGAUCGACUGCAUGCUGAUGUCGAUGCCGCCGAUACAAUCACUAGCUUUUUUGUUCGGCGUUGUGUCUUUUUCGCCUUUUUGGGGAAGUCAUCAAGGGUGGGGCCAAGCUCCACCACAGAGAAUGGUGGUAUGAAUGCAGACACAGAGGCGGAGGGGAUGCUACAGUCGCCAUUGUUUAUCGAAUGCCACGACCCAAUGGAUGGAUCUGCACACCACAUGGAUACAUCAGGCAGGUCAUCCCUUCUUCGAAAAAGCAAUUUCCCUACACACCAACUGGUUUCCUGUGAGACGGAAGGCUCAGAAGUUGCACCUGAGCCGAUGGACUUAGAUCGGAUAAGUCCUUCAGGUGGAGAUCACACCACUCUCAGACGGACACAUGACGAAUCGGUGCUGGGAACGGAUCUUUCUCGCUGCUCACCCAGAGCUGAGCUAGCCCUUGAAGAUGCUGGAAGCGAAUGUACUCAGAUCUCGUUGGAGACAGUCUCGCUUCAAUGGGGUCAGGACGAAAGAGCGACAGAAGAGGAGCUCAACCCACACACUGCGUCUGUGCCCGAAAGCGCUGCUCAGUCAUUCACCAAUCCUACGUCACAGCGACGGUCUUCAUCAGAGACGGUAAUCCUGUCAGAAGAAAGCCGUCCCCCCUAUCCUGAAGACCUAAUUGUGCCAGAUAAUACCCACAACUCUCUGGCAACCUCGGGUGAUCGCCUGGCGGAGGGAAUACACAGAGACACCGAACACAUUACAGCACAAGAUACUGAUCCCAAAGGCCAGGCAUCUACACAAGAGCUGAUUGAGAUCAAGUUCUGGUCGCUCGAACGAAGUCAGUGGAAUCAAUCAGACUGUCUCCUCGUAGACCCGUCCGACCCCUCACCCAUGGAGCGGCUCGCACGAAAGUAUUCCUGCAAAGGAUUUACACUCUACGAUGUGAGCCUCAAAAGCCUUCGUCCAGCCCAUUGUUACCACGCAGCAACAGCGGAUGAUACCAAUGCGAUAUUCUUGAUUUCCGCACAUGAAGAGAAAGCCAUUGUGGCCGCGGAAGGAUUAAGGAUGGAGGAAAAGCUGAUUUCAAUGGCUGCUCGCGUUGUGGGACGUGCACGAUAUUGA
Messenger RNA from Penicillium waksmanii, 2730 nucleotides. Its product is annotated as DUF3723 domain-containing protein. The record is from RefSeq and is a predicted model, not a curated record. The transcript has 4 exons. The coding region runs from base 1 to 2730 and encodes 909 amino acids. NCBI's taxonomy places the organism in Eukaryota, Fungi, Ascomycota, Eurotiomycetes, Eurotiales, Aspergillaceae.